Habropoda laboriosa is the source of this 1074-nucleotide messenger RNA. RefSeq lists its product as uncharacterized. The record is from RefSeq and is a predicted model, not a curated record. The coding region runs from base 1 to 402 and encodes 133 amino acids. NCBI's taxonomy places the organism in Eukaryota, Metazoa, Arthropoda, Insecta, Hymenoptera, Apidae. The transcript is spliced from 2 exons.
AUGGCGUUUAUGAUGCCCGUGGUGAAAAACGAAUGGGACAUUUACAAGACGAACCGCAGCAGGCGAUCGUCAGAGUGUUCCAAUCCUCAGACCUGUCGCAGUAGAAAGGUAUCGGAAUGUUCAAAAUCAGAGGGUCCGUCGCUGUCCACUUCACCGGGGUCGGACUUCUUGACAUCGCCGGCGCACCGUUCCGUGCCCCUCACUUCCCGCCACUUCUCGAGGACGUCCUCGAGGGCGUCUCAGAACUCGUUGCAGAGUCCGAGCAAAAGCACGGGCUCGUCGCCGCCGAAAACCGGCAGCUCGAACUCCCUGAACAAGUUCCACAACCGGCUGAUAGACAAGCUGAAGAGAACGAUGAAGAAGGCCGAGGACAGCGCAGAGGACCAGCGAAACUUGUCGUGAAAUAGCCAGGGGGUUUUGGGCCGGCCACCGAUACCCGGCUCGAAACCGAUCGAGAUCCGACGCACCUCCGCACCGGUUGCCGCGUCCGCGACAAUCCACGAGACUGUCGUGCGAUCCUGCCCGGAUCCGCCGCCCUCGGCAUGGUAAAUAGGACAGAAGGAAUCGCACCGGUGACGACCACACGAUAUCAUCCCAUCUGAUCGUGCACGGAGAACCGAUCCUAACACCAGAACCGGAACCAGUUCGAAUGGGGAGGAAAAUACCAAGCAGAAGCUGACCAACAUCUAAGCAAGUACGAAGAGAAAGAUAGAUAGAGAGAGAAAGAAGAAGAUACACAGAGAGAAUCACAGAGAGAAAGAGAGAGAGAGAGAGAGAGAGAGAGAGAAUGAUGGAAGGGAAGCAGAAAGUGUGAAGUCCAGUGGAGAGACGUCGAAGUAGCCGCGAAUCUUUGGUACCAGUAGGUUACCACGCUCUUUUUCUACGUUUUCUCCUCGAUAUCCACAGUUUCGAAAAAAAAGAGCUCGCGAGUUAAUACGUAUAUUUUCCGUUUCUCUACUUCCCCGUUGGAUUCCCCAGUUUCUUACGAAGAUGCCGGAAUGCUACGAAGAUCGCAAGAGAAAAAUAGAUUUUCCAUAUAUUUCGUUUUUCCUUUCCAAAAAAAAAAAAAAAAAA